This is a messenger RNA of Scleropages formosus (Asian bonytongue), 5029 nucleotides long. RefSeq names its product formin-like protein 2. Gene Ontology annotation, cellular component: cytosol. The coding region runs from base 875 to 4366 and encodes 1163 amino acids. Gene Ontology annotation, biological process: cell migration; cortical actin cytoskeleton organization; regulation of cell shape. Gene Ontology annotation, molecular function: small GTPase binding; actin filament binding. The record is from RefSeq and is a predicted model, not a curated record. The transcript is spliced from 26 exons. NCBI's taxonomy places the organism in Eukaryota, Metazoa, Chordata, Actinopteri, Osteoglossiformes, Osteoglossidae.
UCACCAGAGGAGACGGAGAAGGAGGAGGUCGAGGAACACACACACACACACACACACCCACACACACACACACACACACACAUACACACGCACGCGCGCGCGCGCACACGCACCCGUCGCCGAUCGCUCACAGCACAAGAUGAGCGAGAGACGCGCGUGUGCCGCUGCGUGACUCGCUCAUACAGAUGAAGCGGAGCGCGAGCGAGGAGCAGUGACGGCGAACUCGGGUGCGAAGGCUGCGCAACAACACGGACGGACACGCGGGGAAAAGACGCGCCGCUGCGCCGAGGGACUGAUGGGGGCCGGAGGUGCUGGAAUAAAGACGCAGUGGAAUAAAUGAUGGUUUGGAACAACGACACGCUGGAGGAAUAAAGACGUUCCGGAAUAAUAAUAAUUUAAAAAACGGUUCAAUAGAAGCGUCCAGGGGAAAAAAAAAGACCUACUGGAAGGGAGACUCAGCAAAUUCUUCUGAGGAAAGACACUGGAAUAAAUACAUCAAUUACGGAAUAAAGAGGGUGAAAGUGCAGUAAAACCAGUGGAGUAAAGGUUGGGUAGAAGAAGAAAAGCGCGGCUCGAAAGACUGGCGGCGGAAUAAAUCAGUGCCGCGGUCUGAAAUAAAGAGAAAGUGGAAAAUUGACACAGUGGAAUUAAGAGUCUGGAGUAGAGACACAGUGGAAUGAAUGAAGGCUCUGGAACAUAUAUAUCUAUAUCUGUAUAUCGAUAUACAGUGGAAUUUGGAAUAAAAACGCAGUGGAAUUAAAGCUCCGCUGUAAACAUACAUAGUGGGAUAUAUACACACACACACAGGGUCGCGCGCACCGGGGCUCGACCCCGUCCUCCGUGACGGACACGCACGCUGUAAACCUGGGGCACCAUGGGCAAUGCGGGCAGUGUGGACUCCCAUCACGCGGACUUCCGGGGCCCCUGCGCCCCCCCCAAGACGCCCAUGCCCGAGUCGGGCGAGCUGGAGGAGCGCUUCGCCCUCGUGCUGAACUCCAUGAACCUCCCGCCGGACAAAGCCAGGCUGCUUCGCCAGUAUGACAACGAGAAGAAAUGGGAACUCAUCUGCGACCAGGAAAGGUUUCAGGUGAAGAACCCCCCGCACACGUACAUCCAGAAAGUGAGAGGCUAUUUGGACCCCGCUGUCACCAGAAAGACAUUGCGGAGAAGGGUACAAGAAUCAACCCAGGUCCUCAGAGAACUGGAAAUAUCUUUAAGGACCAAUCACAUUGGCUGGGUGAGGGAAUUCUUAAAUGAAGAAAACAAGGGUUUGGAUGUACUGGUGGAAUACCUCUCCUUUGCACAGUGCGCAGUCACAUUCGACACUGAGAAUCCAGAAGCCACCACAGAGAACUCGGUAGACAAAUCCAAGCCCUGGAACACAUCCAUCGAGGAUCUGAAUGGGGGAACUACCAUCCCUGGCUCAGUGGGUGGAGGCAACCUAUCUCGUCCUGGACGGCACCUCACAUUCCGGAGCAACAACGUGCCUAAUCGACGGACCCUGAAGAACUCCAGACUGGUUUCUAAGAAGGAUGAUGUUCAUGUGUGUAUAAUGUGUUUGAGGGCUAUCAUGAACUACCAGUACGGCUUCAACAUGGUGAUGUCCCAUCCACACGCUGUCAAUGAAAUUGCACUAAGUCUAAAUAAUAAAAACCCCCGAACGAAAGCCCUCGUUUUAGAGCUACUAGCAGCUGUUUGUCUGGUCAGGGGAGGCCAUGAGAUCAUUCUUUCGGCAUUUGACAACUUCAAAGAGGCCUGCGGGGAAUCGCAGAGGUUCGAGAAGCUCAUGGAGUAUUUCAAGAACGAGGACAACAACAUCGAUUUUAUGGUGGCCUGCAUGCAGUUCAUCAAUAUCGUGGUCCACUCGGUAGAAGACAUGAAUUUCAGGGUCCACCUCCAGUACGAUUUCACAAAGCUCUGUUUGGAUGAGUACCUGGAAAAGCUAAAACACACGGAGAGUGACAAGCUGCAGGUGCAGAUCCAAGCCUACCUGGACAAUGUGUUUGAUGUGGGCUCCCUUCUGGAGGAUGCCGAGAUGAAGAACGCUGCACUUGAGCGGGUGGAGGAGCUGGAGGAGACCAUUUCUCACAUGACGGAGAAGCUCCAAGACAUGGAGAAUGAAGCCAUGGCCAAGAUUGUGGAGCUGGAGAAACAGCUGAUGCAGAGGAACAAGGAGCUGGAGUCUAUACGGGAGGUAUACAAAGAUGCCAGUAGCCAGGUGCACUCACUGCGGAAGAUGGUUAAGGAGAAGGACGAGGCCAUCCAGAGGCAAUGCAACCUGGAAAGAAAGAUCCAGGAGCUGGAGAAACAGGGAACCAUCAAGAUCCAGGAGAAGGGGGAUGGCGACGUUGCAAUCCUGCCCUCUGCAGUUCGCGGAGCUGCUCUGUCCACCAGCACAGAGAGUGUGGGUGAUGCUCAUUUAGGCGGAGUUGUCAGCACUCUGGGUCCACCCAAUGGGACCAUUCCAGGAGGGGUGUCACCACCCCCACCUCCACCUCCUCCUCUACCCACUGUAGCUGGAUCAGUGCCGAACGGGCCGUUGGAAACCUCCGCUCCGCCAGCUCCUCCCCCACCUCCUCCUCCUCCCCCUCCCCCGCCCCCUCCGGGCUCCGCCAUGGAGGUGUCUGCACCGUUACCCCCGCCACCUCCCCCAGGGGCACCCCCCCUCCCCGGCUGUGGCUCCCCUACCGUCAUCUUCAACUCAGGGCUGUCAGCAGUGAAAAUCAAGAAACCCAUAAAGACGAAGUUCCGCAUGCCGGUUUUCAACUGGGUGGCACUGAAACCCAAUCAGAUCAAUGGGACUGUCUUCAAUGAGAUUGAUGAUGAAAGGAUCUUGGAGGAUUUAAAUGUGGAGGAGUUUGAGGAGAUGUUCAAGACAAAGGCCCAGGGCUCGGCCGUUGACGUGAUCUCAACCAAACAAAGAGUCUCCCAGAAGGCAUCCAACAAGGUGACACUCCUGGAUGCCAACAGAGCCAAGAACCUGGCUAUCACGCUGAGGAAAGUUGGGAAGACGCCCGAGGAGAUCUGUAAAGCCAUUCAGAUGUUCGACCUGCAAACGCUGCCCGUGGACUUUGUGGAGUGCCUGAUGCGCUUCAUACCCACUGAGAAGGAGGUGAAGGUGCUGCGACAGUACGAGAAGGAGCGUAAGCCCCUGGAGAGCCUGACGGAGGAGGACCGCUUCAUGAUGCAUUUCAGCAAGAUUGAGCGACUCAUGCAGAAGAUGACCAUCAUGGCCUUCAUGGCCAACUUCUGUGAGAGUGUGCAGAUGCUCACGCCACAAAUACAUGCCAUUAUUGCAGCAUCGGUGUCAAUAAAAUCAUCACAGAAGUUGAAGAAAAUUCUAGAGAUCAUCUUGGCUCUCGGGAACUACAUGAACAGCGGUAAAAGGGGAGCGGUCUACGGCUUUAAACUUCAGAGUUUAGACUUGCUAUUGGAGACAAAGUCGACGGACCGGAAGCAAACGUUGUUGCACUACAUCGCAAACAUCGUGAAGGAAAAGUACCCUUCGGUGUCUCUUUUCUAUAAUGAGCUCAACUAUGUGGAAAAAGCAGCUGCAGUGUCGCUGGAGAACGUGCUGCUGGAUGUGAAGGAACUGCAGCGGGGCAUGGAUCUGUCCCGCCGCGAGUACAGCAUUCACGGCCACAACGUGCUCCUCAAGGACUUCAUCGCUCUCAACGAGGGCCGGCUGAAGCAGCUGCAAGAUGACGCCAAGGUGGCGCAGGAUGCUUUCGAGGAUGCGGUGAAAUUCUACGGGGAGAGCUCCAAAACCACGCCUCCCUCCGUGUUCUUCCCCGUGUUUGUACGCUUCAUCAAGUCCUACAAGCAAGCGGAGGAGGACAACGAGCAGAGGAGGAGGCAGGAGCAGAUGCUGAUGGAGAGGCUGCUGGAGCAGGAAGCCAUGAUGCAGGAAGAGAACCAGAAGUCUCCCUCCCAGAAGACCAAGCGGCAGCAGCAGGAGCUGAUUGCAGAGCUGCGCAGGAAGCAGGUGAAGGACAGCAGGCAUGUGUACGAGGGGAAGGACGGCGCCAUCGAGGACAUCAUCACAGCUCUAAAGAAGAAUAAUAUUACUAAAUUUCCCAAUGUCCACUCGAGGGUAAGGAACUCCUCCAGCAGCACCGCAACGGUGCUGGAUGUGACCCAACUCUGGCAAGCAUCUUUCUUUGUUUCCUAUGUCCGUGCACCGUACCGUGCUGAGAGCUGUCUACUCAGACAACCCCCCACAUCCCCCUCCCCGACCCCAUGCCACCAAAAGGCCUGUCCCGGGUCCCAGGUCCCGGUUCCCAGUUGCUCUCCUCCCAGCACGUCAAAAUACUGCUCUUUCAAGCUCAAUCUACAGGAAUCGAGUCGCCAAAGACUGGAAAUUUAAUUUCCCAUUGCAUCCGACCCGCAGUUGUCCCAUUCAUAUUAUAAUAUUCACAUAUUAUUUUCAUGUAUAAUAUAUUCAUAUAUUCGUAACACAAUCACAUACAGUAUAAUGCGUGCGCCACUAGGUGUGUUCACACCCACAGCUAUUAUAGACACACUCCUCGCGCUUCUAGUUAAUGUACCGGAAACUGUUUUAUGAGCAAUUGCUGCAUAUGUUAUGAAUAUGAGCGACCGCCAAGGGUCGGCUGUGCUGCGUUUAGUAGUAGUUAAUUCAUUCCAAUGUCAUGUUUCCAGCAAAUUCUACGUCAGCACAGCCGUUGUCGAAUUCUCUGAGCUAAUCAUUUACGUGACUUGCGACUUUUCGGCGAAACCAUCUGUUCGAAGAAUCCCCGUGCACGUCUGGUCUCAGAAUAUUGACCUAUAUGGUCAAUAAUAAUUAGGAUGCGGGCUGGUUUUCAGGAAGUACUGAGCACUACCUGGGUCAUACGGGUUGAGGUCAAAUCCCACCCGUUAAACAGGCAAGAUCGUUACAUAGAGAGACGCGAGUGAAAACACAUAAUAUGCAGUAAGGGACAGGAGAUGUUGUAACCUGGGACACAGACAUUAAAAUUAAUAAGUCUGUGGCUGUUAAAAACUGGAACAUUUAAAAAAAAAAAAAAACAGG